Messenger RNA from Clarias gariepinus (North African catfish), 2995 nucleotides. RefSeq names its product cracd like b (gene cracdlb). The coding region runs from base 1 to 2556 and encodes 851 amino acids. The record is from RefSeq and is a predicted model, not a curated record. The transcript is spliced from 9 exons. Lineage: Eukaryota; Metazoa; Chordata; Actinopteri; Siluriformes; Clariidae.
AUGGACUCCACUCCAGGAGAACUGAGUGGGAGCACAGAGGAUGCCACAGGAAGGAAAAAAUCAAGAUUUAAGUUCUUCAAAGAGCGCCUUUUUGGGCGUCUGAAGAAAAAGGAGACCGAAGGACGGAUGAAGCAAAGCCAGUCUACUGGUGAUGUUACUGCACACGAGGGUGGAAGAGGCGAGGAUGACUCAGAGGAUGAUUGUCACUAUCCAAAGGGUACAUUAAGCUCCAGGGCAUUGUCUCAUGAUAGCAUCUUCCUGGCUGAUCAGCUCCAGUCCUCACAGCCAACACGGGUUCUCUCACAGGAGAAUGUUCACACCAAGAUUAAAGCUCUGCAGUUGAAGCUCCAGAAACAGAACAUCCGACUGGCUCCUCCAGUGUUCAUUCCUGGAAAGCGGAUGGAAGACCCUGGAGCAACUUCUGAGGAUGAUGGCUUACCUCGUAGUCCUCCAGAAAUAUCCUUCCAAGAGGUAGCCAUGCAAAGCAGAGCCGCUAAGCAUCCUGAAGCAAAAAGCCAUCUCAGCCUGUUAAGUUUAGAAGGAACAGGUAGUGAAGAAGAAGUGCAGGGUGGUUUCUCACAACCCUCAUCAAGACCCCUUUCUCCGGUCCCCCAACUUUCACCUGCUGAGCUACCCUCUCCUGCUGUGGAUUUCACAAGCCCUGCCCAGUACAUCCCUUUGUUAGACAAUUCAGCUGCCCGUCAUCGUAUGUCCAUCAAGCCCAGGAAUAAACGAGCAAACACCAAAGCAACUAAGAAACCUAAUCUGUACCGUCCUCGGUCCAGCAGCACGAACAGCCUGGAUCAUCCACUUUCAGAGACAGAAGAGAAAGAGCAAAGUGUCACCCCUACUCAGAUUAUGCACCAUUACUCCUACGCUACUGAAGAUUCAACCCAUGCCGAGGAGCCUGUAUCACUGCCAUCCAGUGCACACUCACAAGAAGAUCCAAUGAAAUCGACACGGUUGGAUGGCAGGCCAUGGAGUCCACUGAACAGCAAUAGUGAAGCUCCAGAAGACUUCCACUAUGAGGACAGAACCAACAUCACUUCACCAGUGUCGUCUGAUGAGAUUAAAGCCCUGCAUUGCUCAAACCACACCAGAGAUUCUCUGGCAAAAGAACCUAUAUAUGACAACUAUAACACAAAUAAGAUUACUGUUUAUGAUGAGCAUCGACCCAGUACUCCUUUAAAAACCCUGUCCAUUUGUCCAGUAGAUAUUGCAUUUGAAUAUAGUGUUAUAAAAGAAAGAAUUGAUGAUAGCUUGGCAACCGGUAGCACAGAUCAAAUGGAAUCAGUGAAAGCAACCAUAGAUGUGGAUGUUUUUAAACCACCAGAGGCCAUAACUAGGCCACUUCCUGCACCACGCAUCAAAAAGCCAACUUUAUUGAACUUAAAUAGCGUUCCAUCUAAAGUAUUAACUAUGAAACCUAGCGAUCCUGAAAAAGAAGCAGGAACUCCAUCACCAAGAGAUGAUAAACCACUGAGACCAAGCUCGUUUCGUUUUAACAUUGCAUCUGCAAAACAUCGCUCCAAGACUCCGAGUGAUGAGAAUGUGGCUAAGCAGGAUGAAGAAAGCUCUGGUAGCACACAGAAGGGCCAAGCCUACAAUCACAGCCCAGUAGUACACGUGGAAAAAGCUGAAAACACAAAAUCCACUGAGCUUUGCAGAAAUUCUUCCUCAGCUCCAGAUAUAAGAGGCAGUUUAUGGAGAGAAGCAAUGUACCAGAAUGCCUCCAAGACAGGAAAUGGUGACAACCCUGAAAAGUCUGAAAACACAGAAAAUCUAAAAAGUGAGAUAGCUGAGGAAUCUGAGGACAGAAGAGGACUGUUUGGGGUUAAACUGAGAAGCACAUCCCUGUGCCUAAAGUAUCGCUCUGAGCUUCCCAAAUCAGAGGCCGAAAUAAAGCAGCACAGCCAGGAAGGCCAUCAUAUUGUAGCAGCAAAGGAUAAAGUUUCCAGUGACACUGAAGCAGUCAUUAAUGACAGAAAAUCAAAUGUUUCGACAAAUCCUGCACCACAAAGCUUAGACUCACAACAAGAUCCCGCUUUAGAUAAAGACAGUCAAACAGACAGCAGACCCGAACCAGCAUGGAGGAGUGUUGCUCGAGAGAAGGCUAAAGUCCAGUCCACUAAACCACCAGCUCAGCCAGUUACACCACCAAACUCAGCAUCUUUAUCAACACCUCCUCAAUCCUCCUCUACUCAACAACUAAAUUCAAAACCUUCCCUACAGCCUAGACCACACUUAGCACCCACCAGCAAACCCCAACCAGCUCAUCAAACAUCACAGCAAAUGCCACCCAAAGCAGCUCCAAGGGCAAUGGAAAGAUGGCCCAUGUCCAAUCAGAAAGAAGAAAAGUCUUCUGUGAGCCAAUCAUUACCCAGGGAUGAUUUAAUGGAUUUCAAGGGACAAUCAAAACCCGGAACCAAAAGUAACAGUCAAAUAGAGCCGGAUCAGCAGCCUUCAUCAGACAGAGCUCAGCCGACUUGGAUGGAACUUGCCAAGAGAAAAUCUCUUGCCUGGAGCGACAAGACCUUAGAUUCUAUGAAUUUUUAAUUAUCUAAAUAGGUUCAAAAUGCACAUGGACAGCCACCAGAAUACUUUUUUUUUUUGUAAAUACCGACUGGUUUAAAUAUGCUUGCUGUGCAGAAUUACUGUACUUAUCAAACAAUGAAAACUAAAAUACUUGAAAUCUACUGAAAACUAAAUCUUUUCUUUUUAGUUUGCAAUUUUAUAAGACUAAAACUUUAUUAAAAUUGGUUUACUUUAUAAUGAAAACAAAAAAAAAAAACACAUUUUAAUACCUUUAUAUAUUAUAGGCUUUGUGUAUCUCUCACAACUGGCUUAGAUAAUCAAAGAAAAAUAAUUAAAGUUUAGUCAGUAUUUAUUCUAAUUUUUUUUUUGUUUGCUGAUAAACAAAAACACAGCACGUUAUCAUCCGGUCUUUUUGCAUUGUUUUAUUACAGUUUCCUCCUGAUUGGAAAAUGUGCACAUC